This is a messenger RNA of Diospyros lotus (date-plum), 2614 nucleotides long. Its product is annotated as long-chain-alcohol oxidase FAO4A-like. The record is from RefSeq and is a predicted model, not a curated record. The transcript is spliced from 5 exons. Gene Ontology annotation, molecular function: flavin adenine dinucleotide binding; long-chain-alcohol oxidase activity. The coding region runs from base 58 to 2442 and encodes 794 amino acids. Lineage: Eukaryota; Viridiplantae; Streptophyta; Magnoliopsida; Ericales; Ebenaceae.
GACUCAAGUUUUAUAUUCAAAGCUUCUAAGAGACUGCCAAUAUUAAAAGAGCACCAGAUGCAGAUCUCAUCUCAUCGUCAACACCUCUUCUGCUCAACAAUGGAGCAAAAUAGUGCGGCAGCAAAUGGAUUCAUAGAAGGCGUAGCAGUGGUUUCAUGUGGCGCCGGAGAAGGAAGACGAACUCGCGGCAGCUCACUCUCCGGCGGUCAGAUGGAGUCUCUCGCGGCUCUUUGUGACACCUUCUUCCCCGCCGUCAACAUCUCCGGCGACACUUCCGACGACUACGUCGCUGCGUAUUAUCGAACUUCGGCCUCCAUGGCUGGAACUCCACAAGGGGUAGCAGAAAUGAUAACGCAGAGGUUGCAGCAUCCAAAGCUUGUGCUAUUCCGAUUGGCGAUAUGGCUGCUGUCGACAUGCUUUGGGACGUUGAUAUUGUGUGGCAGAAAAAGCUUGUCGAGCCAUUUCCCAUACUUGCAGAGGUUCGCGAAGGUGAGGGCUGAGAAGAGGGAGGAGAUAGUGAAGUCAUGGUCACUCAGCUUCAUCUCUCACCUCAGAAUGCUCUUCUUCGCCUUCAAGAUCCUCACUCUACUCGUCUUCUUCACUCAGGUAGACGAUAAUGGCGAAAACCUGUCUUGGAAGGCCAUCGGCUACUGCGGACCAGACCCAGACUUCAUGAAAACCGUAACUCGAAAAUGCAGGACAUCGAAAGAAACUGGAUUUUUGAGAUCAGAUGACCCUGAAAACGAAGAUCUUGUUCGCAAAGAACCCAUCUAUGGCCCUCUAACUGACAGCCUCAUUCAUCUGAACAGUAAUCCACGACAACUGGUUGUUGAAAGUCUUCGAAGAUUAGGCUGUCCGGCCGCUAUUCUUGAUGGGAAAACAAAUCCUGGCCCAUCGUUAAUCGUCAAAUGCGAUGCGGUUGUCGUCGGCUCCGGCUCCGGUGGAAGCGUCGUCGCCGGCGUUCUAGCAAAGGCCGGCUACAAGGUGCUCGUCUUGGAGAAAGGAAACUACUUUGCCAGAGCCAAUCUCUCGCUUCUUGAAGGACCAACGAUGAAUCAUAUGUACAUGGGAAAUGGAUUACUCGCAACUGACGAUGCCGGAGUUGUGAUCCUCGCCGGAGAAACUGUCGGCGGAGGUUCCACCAUAAAUUGGUCGGCUUCAAUUUCGACACCAAAACACGUUUGCAAGGAAUGGUGUGAGGAAUACGGGCUUGAGCUGUUUGAGAGCAAACUGUACAGAGAAGCCAUGGAAGUUGUCUGCGAGAGAAUGGGAGUUCAAUCUGAAGUUGAGAACGAAGGGUUUAACAAUGCGGUUUUGAGAAGAGGGUGUGAAGAAUUGGGGUAUCCGGUGAACAACAUUCCCCGAAAUUCGGCUGCCAAUCACUGCUGCGGCUGGUGCGGCCUCGGCUGCAAAGAUGGGAGGAAGAAAGGCGGCGCCGAGACUUGGCUGGUGGACCUGGUGGAUUCCGGCAACGGCGCAGUUCUUCCCGGCUGUGAGGCCGUGAAGGUCCUCACCAGGAGAAGGAAAGGAAGAGAUAGAAGCAUUGCAACUGGUGUUGCUUUCGAAUUCCAAUAUAAUGGAGAAAGGAAAGAAACUUGCAUCGUUGAAUCAAAGAUCACCAUUGUCGCCGCCGGCGCUCUCAGUACACCGCCGCUGCUGAAACGGAGCGGCCUGAAGAAUGGAAACAUCGGCCGCAACCUCCAUCUCCAUCCUGUCACAAUGGCCUGGGGCCACUUCCCGGAAACAAAUCCAUGGCCGGAACCAGACAAGAGGAGCUACGAAGGUGGGAUAAUGACGGCGAUGUCAACCGUCGUCGCGGAUUUCGAUAAGUCCGGCUACGGCGCCGUGAUUCAGACGCCGUCACUGCACCCCGGCAUGUUCUCAAUCGUCAUGCCGUGGAUUUCUGGAACCGAUAUGAAGACGCGAAUGUGCAGGUUUUCAAGAACUGCCCAUAUAUUUGCAUUGGCCAGAGAUAAAGGAUCAGGAAAAGUGAUUUCGCCAAACUCAAUCAGCUAUCAGAUGGACAACAUUGACGAAGAGAAUCUGCAGAAGGGACUAGAAAAGGUGUUGAGAAUACUUACAGCCGCGGGAGCAAAGGAAAUCGGGACGCAUCAUCGGAGUGGCGAGAGGCUGAGAGUGAAAGAAGUGAGCUCGAAUGAGUUCGAGAGGUUCGUAAAGAAGGAGAGUUCGAGGCCACUGAAGGACCUGCUGACGCCGAUAUGCUCGGCGCACCAGAUGGGGAGUUGCCGGAUGGGGUCGGAGCCGAGGUGGUCGGCGGUGAACCAGAACGGGGAGACGUGGGAGGUGCAGGGUCUGUUCGUGGCGGACUCCAGCGUAUUUCCAACGUCUUUGGGAGUGAAUCCGAUGGUCACUGUUCAGGCUAUUGCGUACUGCACUGCCCAGACUGUGCUUGAGGUUCUGAGCAGGAAGAAGAGCAAAUAGUAGUAGGGAGCUUAAAACAGUAUUAUUUGGACGUAAAUAAAUGGGCCAACUGCCCCUAACUCGCUUUAUUUUUAUUGCAGACAAAUUAAUUAGUUAUUAUUUUGGGAAUAUUUAAAUAAGUCACUGUAUUUGUAUUAUUGAAUUUAAAUUUUAUGUCAAGAAAUUUGGCUUC